UGGUUUCAACCCAUCAACAUGGCCGACAACGACGCCAACAACCCAGCUCCGGCAUUUGCCCAGGAUGACGACAAUCUGAGAUUCCUGGGCCAGCGUCCACCACCAUCUCCACCCCCACAUCCACCUUCGCCACCACGACGCCAGCCUUCGCCACCACCAGAGCCAAGAGACCAAGAGAACCCUGCCCCACAUCAUCAUCCAGACCCUAAUGUUUUGCUCCACCACGUGGAGCAGCUUGGUCGACAGACUGCUGAUCUGCAGAGGCAGGUGCGUCUCGAUCGACGCAAUGCUGCUCAACUGGCUCAGGAUCCUCAGGAGCCUGCUCCAAGAGGGAGGCGGAGAGGUGCUGUUAGGGGCAGGCGCAGAGCUGGGUGA
Diachasma alloeum is the source of this 375-nucleotide messenger RNA. Its product is annotated as circumsporozoite protein-like. Lineage: Eukaryota; Metazoa; Arthropoda; Insecta; Hymenoptera; Braconidae. The transcript has 2 exons. The record is from RefSeq and is a predicted model, not a curated record. Bases 19 to 375 code for a protein of 118 amino acids.